AUGGUGAGCAAUGAAAAUGUUACGGAGUACAUGUUUCCUGAAAUGGAUUGGUGUUUUGAUAUUGAAGUAUACUAUUCAAGUUCGGCCGGUCAUCUGGCCGUACCAAUGGCUAAGAGUUUCAAAGAAUACAAAAACUUCAGCUAUCGUUAUAACGGAGUAAUAACUAUGACAUUGGUGACAUUAGGCUUAACCGGCAGUAUUUUACUCCUCAUACAAAUUUAUGGUUCUCGUGUAUUUUCUAAACGCUUAGCUGUCCAUUUGGGAAUGAUAUGCAUAUGGGAUUCAUUAUAUUUAUUAUCUUGCUUAGCUACUUAUGGAAUUCCAUCAUUCAUAUAUGGAAUGCCACCUACAUAUGGCACAAUGGCUUAUAUACUUUUCAUUCUACAGCCAUUUGCAUCAUUUUGUGUGUCAUGCACAAUCUGGCAGGUUCUGGCAAUAGCCGUAGAAAGAUACUGGGCUGUCACAAAGCCAUUAGAACAACGAACUCGUAAAGCCAAAUUUGGUGUUUUCUGGAUUUGUGCUUGUAUUAUAAUUGGAGCUUCUGUCCUGAAUCUUCUACCAAUACCAUUUGAACGAUUUCUAGUUCCUUGUUUUGAGAUAAAACCCACAAAACAGUCACGUUACCGUCUUUCAACGCUUCUUAAGCCAUACAAUAGUACUUCGUCUAGACAAUACAAAUUCGUCGUUCACUUCCUGCCUGACAUCAUCUUCAGAGCACCUCUGCCAAUCAUUAUUUUGACUGUUCUAACUAUUAAAACUAUAAUUGUUUGUAAUCAACGAACUGUUGGAAAUUUGCAUAUCAAUGCCCAUAUGAAACGAAACAUUCCACUUCGUUUAUCAUUAUUAAAUUUCAAAUUCAUAUUAUGUAAUAUGCUUUAUAUGUUUAAUACAUUACUGCUUGAACUACUGGGUUACGGAGAAACUGUUGAAGAUCCAGCUGAUGGUGAUAUUGAUCGAUUUAUGAAUACUUACUAUUUAACGGAUGCUUCGAACCUUCUCCUUGUUAUUCAUAGUACCACAAAUUGGUUACUUUUCUAUCAUUGGCCAAGUUUUAAUAAGCAGAGACAGAGUUUGAAAAGUGUGACGAUUACGACUUCCAAAAAUUUAUUUGUUCGUCCACGCGUAGCUGAUUAUGUUAUAAAGAGUAUUUCAUCCAUACGAUCAUCUUUAGGAACAGAUAUUAUAAUUACGCUUUGUAAUGAAUACUCUCAGUUAUCAGAAGCUUUCAUUGGAUCUCAGGAGUUAAGUAUAGAACAUCCAAACAUCAAAAUUAUUGGUGAUCGCGUUGGUUUAUUCAUAGAACAAGUUCUUCGAUGGAUUUCGAAUAAAGGCCGAGGCGACAACAUUCGAGAAAUGGGACGACGAUUGGGAGAAGCUAAUUUUUAUUCAAAUGUACAUUUCACUGUGGAAGAAUGGAAAGAUGUUCGAACUACUGUUGUAUCCAUCAUUGUUAAAUACACACUCAGAGAUCAAGGAUUCAAAUCGAUGGGUUGUACUCCAUAUGAGAUUAAUGACAUGCUAACAAGAGCAUUUAACCUUGUAUUAAGUGAAAUGAGAAAUGGAACACUCUGCGCUGCAGUUGAAGCGAAUAUGAAGACAUAUCGAUCUCAAUCCCAAUGUGAAUGGACGUAUCCUCGCGAGAUUCCACGUAAAACGCGAUCUGUAUCGUUUGCUCCGAACAAGAAAUACAACCAAGAAGAAAGUCCUCCACUCAUCACAAGCACUGUCAUUUGA
Auanema sp. JU1783 is the source of this 1734-nucleotide messenger RNA. The record is from the annotation of a GenBank genome assembly. NCBI's taxonomy places the organism in Eukaryota, Metazoa, Nematoda, Chromadorea, Rhabditida, Rhabditidae.